CUGGAUGGCUAGGCACGGGGAUCCCAGCACAGGAAGGACGCCCAGCAGAGCCAGACUGUCGUCAGGAGCUCCAAGUGCCGUGAGCAGAGGCUGUCCCUCUUCUCCUUUUUUUUUUUUUUUUAUUUAAAUUUUUAAAAAACACGGUGAGGCUGGGAGGCUCGCCAUGGUGGACAGGCAUCUCGACACGGGCACCUCAGCUGCCACCUUCACAGAGAUCUUCCAGGUGGAACCAGGGAUGCUGUCCAACCAGGGGGGGAUGUAUGGCUUCAGGAACCCGGCCCGACGGGACCCAAAGAAGUCGGGUAUGUCUGGCUCAGGCAUCCAGUCCCGGGUUCUGAGACCGCAGCCGUCCCCUGAGAACGCCGCCCGGGAGCGGAGCCGCGUGCGGAACCUGAGGCAGGCCUUCCGCAGCCUGCAAGCCGCCCUGCCCUCCGUGCCACCUGACACCAAACUCUCCAAGCUAGACGUGCUGGUAUUGGCCACCAAUUACAUCGCUCAUCUUUCCCAGACCCUGGACCAGGGAGGGGGCAUGACUGAACACACGGGGCCAUGCAAGGCAGGGGGAUACCUCCACCCUGUCAAGAAAUGGCCCAUGCGAUCCCUGCUGUACUGCGGAAACGUGGAGGAGAUCCUGUCUGGGGCGUCGACCAGCCAGACGGGGAUUUCGGGAGUAGAUGAUGCCCCCCCGCUGACCCCUGACCUCGGCCACAGAAAUUGAACAACCCAGGAAAUUCUUACCCAGUUUCACAGCAGAUGAGCAGUCUGAAUACAUUUUUCUGGAUGCCAGUCAGUCAUUCUGAUGGGAUGCAAUGUGAAAUGAAUAGCCAUAUUAGAGAUGCCUGCGAUGAAAAGGAAAUUAAAUUCCUGUAAUGUAAGAUGAAUUGCAAAAAAGGUUAACAACUUCGGACUAGAUGGACAUUUUACUUAUCAGGCCAACAGGCCAUUGCACAAAUUUAUAUGGGCCUAGGACUUCAUUAUGAAGUUUAUUUUUAAAGCAAGUGUUUUUUCCCCUUAUCUUCUGACUCUGACAGUGUUCAGGGUUUACACUUUUCUAGAGGAUACGAUAAAAUAGAACAAUUUCUCUUUUUUGCUGUUGUUAAUUUUACAUGUUCCACUGUAGAUUGGCGUUGAUCGGUUCAGAUAAGCAGGGAGGAUGGUCAUAAAGGAUUUUUUGGCAACUUUCAGGGACACGCAGGCAACUUUCACACGAGACGGCUGCUUUUCUGGCAGGCCGAGUCGCGUUUCACACGGCCACCGCUCAAGCACCGAUGAGCACUUCUAUGUGCGUUUUAAUUUAACAAUUUGACUUGAUGAUCUUAAUUUAUGCAGUGAGUGCCUGACUUUUUGGAAAAGGAACAGUCCAAGUUUGAAAGUGUUUCCCCCCCCCCCGAUUUCUAAUAAGGUAGCUACACUUUUGGAUUUUAAAUGUCUGGGUUUUGAAUUACUGCUUCUGUAACAAGCAGGGCAAGUGAAUAUAUAUAUAUAUAUAUCUAUACAUACUGUAUAUGUAAAUGGCAACCAUGUAACCAUUUGUAAGCUAUGCUACUUAUGUAAUAUGUGUGAUAGCUUAUUACAACAUAAACAUUAUAACACCAAAAUA
This is a messenger RNA of Paramormyrops kingsleyae, 1600 nucleotides long. Its product is annotated as transcription factor 24-like. The record is from RefSeq and is a predicted model, not a curated record. Gene Ontology annotation, biological process: regulation of transcription by RNA polymerase II; developmental process. NCBI's taxonomy places the organism in Eukaryota, Metazoa, Chordata, Actinopteri, Osteoglossiformes, Mormyridae. Gene Ontology annotation, molecular function: RNA polymerase II transcription regulatory region sequence-specific DNA binding; protein dimerization activity; DNA-binding transcription factor activity, RNA polymerase II-specific.